Trichoderma reesei QM6a is the source of this 1642-nucleotide messenger RNA. RefSeq names its product glycoside hydrolase. Gene Ontology annotation, biological process: fungal-type cell wall organization; carbohydrate metabolic process. Bases 341 to 1642 code for a protein of 433 amino acids. The transcript is spliced from 4 exons. Gene Ontology annotation, cellular component: fungal-type cell wall. The record is from RefSeq and is a predicted model, not a curated record. Lineage: Eukaryota; Fungi; Ascomycota; Sordariomycetes; Hypocreales; Hypocreaceae. Gene Ontology annotation, molecular function: glycosyltransferase activity; hydrolase activity, hydrolyzing O-glycosyl compounds.
UCGUUUCUCUUGUGUGCCGUCCCGAGCAGUGCGUCACUCGUUUCAGCGCACUCCCAGCGGCUCGGAUCUGUUUCUGCUCCUUGCCUGUUCAGCACUCAUUGCCGGUUCAUUUCUUUUGCGCGACACCGACUUCCAAUUCCCCAGCGCGUCCGACUGGGCUUCCAAUCGCUCGAAAACUGCUCGAAAGAAGAAAAACCAGCGCCUCGGUUACACGACACGACGCCCGAGCCCGGCAUCGCCUUGGGCAUUUGUUCGACGACAGCGACAUCCCUGCUUUUAAUCUAAUCGAUCUGUUUCUGUGGCUUCAAGCCCUUGGGGAGCGACAGACGCACAAGGAACCAUGCGACAGUCCGCCGUGGUUGCUGCCCUCCUGGGCGCCGGAUCGGCCUUUGCGGCUGCGACGUGCUCGCUGACCAAGAAGUGUCCCAAGGAGUCGCCCUGCUGCUCCCAAUAUGGCGAGUGCGGCGUCGGCGCGUACUGCCUGGGCGGCUGCGACCCGCGAAUGUCCUUCUCGCUCGACUCGUGCACGCCCGAGCCCGUGUGCAAGUCCAAGACGAUGACGUUCGACUCCAAGCUCAGCACCAUCGCCGACAUCAGCGACUACCUGGGCGACCCGUCCACGGCCGAGUGGAUGGCCCAGGGCGAGCCCGCCUACUACAACGGCAACGUGCUGCUGACCAUGCCCAAGAACAGCGUCGGCACCGUCCUGGCCACCACCGAGUACAUGUGGUACGGCAACGUCAAGGCCAAGUUCAAGACGAGCCGCGGCCGGGGCGUCGUCACGGCCUUUAUCCUCCUGUCGGACGUCAAGGACGAGAUUGACUAUGAGUUUGUCGGCGUCGACCUCGAGACUGCGCAGACCAACUGGUACUUCCAGGGCAUUCCGGACUACAACAACUCGGGCAACAUUACCCUGUCCGACACCUUCAACAACUACCACACCUACGAGAUCAACUGGACCCCCGACAUGAUCCAGUGGCUCGUCGACGGCAAGGUCGGCCGCACCGUCUACCGCAAGGAUCACUGGAACGCCACCUCCAACCAGUGGUCCUUCCCCCAGACCCCGGCCCGCGUCCAAAUCUCCAUCUGGCCCGGCGGCCUGGCCAGCAACGCCCAAGGCACCAUCGACUGGGCCGGUGGCGAGAUUGACUGGAACGCCCCGGACAUUCAAAAGUCGGGCUACUUCUACGCCACCUUCGAGUCCGUCACCGUCGAGUGCUACAAGGCCUCCAAGGGCCCCGGCUCCGGCUCCGGCACCAGCUACACCUACGACAACAUCGCCGGCACCAACGACACCGUCGUCGUCGGCAACAAGCGCACCAACCUGGCCUCGCUCGAGGGCACCGGCACCGACAUGGACGCCGGAAAGCCCGAUGAUUCGUCCUCGUCCGACAAGGGAAGCUCCGGCUCCGACAACAGCGGCAGCAGCGGCGGUAGCAGCUCUGGCGGAAGCUCUGGCGGCAGUUCUGGCGGCAGUGCCCCUGCGGACACGUCUGGCUGCUCGACGACCAGCUUCAACCAGGACUGCAGCAGCAACAGCGACUCCGGCGACAGCAAGAGCGGCAACAAGAACGCCGGCUCCAAGGCGGGUGUCAGCGCCCUGGCAAUGGGCCUGGCCGGUGCUGCGCUGUGCCUGGUGUAA